CCGCAAACAUUCCAGUCGUCAAACGCGCGCACUUGAAGAAGCUUCGGGUCCGAUUUUAAAGCAGUUCCUUCCAGACUUGAAUUCGACGCGAAAGAAGUGCUCGAAGAUCCCGUGAUCUUUAUCUUAGUGAUACUGCCAGGAGUAAAAGACUAAGCAACCGAAAUCUCAAGAAUGACAAGGAAAUCAGAGGAAGGCUCACAACAUAGAACCGGGAUUUAGCUGUUUCAGAGGAGAGGAUUUGGAAGCCAAGAGUUUGUCACGUAUCGUUAGCUCAGUCUGUAAAGGGCUGCACAAGAUUAUAGAUACACAUUCGUUUUUGGUCACAAUUAAACAUGACGACGUUCAGAGAGAUAUACUGGUUAUUUGGCGUCGUGCUGAUAGUUUCGCUGGCCGGAAGGAGUUGCCAAGAUGACGUCUCGGAAAAUGCGGUCGGAGGACCGGUGCGAGGACAGAUGCCGCCACUGGCCGUUAUCUCGGACGCGCCGAUGAGUCUAGCUAAGUCGAUGGCCAGGGUUCCGCUGCUCCCCGUGCCCCAAAAGGACCUCGUCGUCAUGAGGAACACCGAGAUCACCGCCCUGUCGCCCGACAACGCCCUUGUCCAGUGCUACAACCAACGCACCGGGCUCACGGAGGCGAUGCCAGCUGUGAAAAUGUUACUCAGGACCCCGGUGUUCAUUAACUCAGGAUUAGAGCGAACGGUGGUAGAUUUCCCGUCCGUUGUCAACGUUUUUUAUCGUGGAUCCAUGGUUCCUCUGCCGGUCGGAGCUCUCAUUGCACCCAUCACUUACCAGCAACUGAGUCAGCCGAUCUUAAUCAAAACUGUAUACGCAGUGCCAACAUUCCCGCUCAACUACCAUUACGCACCAUCGCUAGCCGCGACAACAUACAGUCGGCCGCCGUACUUGUUCCAGCCGUACCCUCUGGGCUACAACCUCUACAGCCAGUACGGCGCCCCUGCCCCCUACUACCCGUACCGGCCGAUGGGCGCUCUGCCCGCACCCGCACCUGCACCAGUGGUCCCCUCGAGCGACGCCAAACCGCAACCGCAACCGCCGGCGAUGGCCGCGGUGCAGCCGGCGACGGUGAAGCAGCCGCCGUCGGUGGCGUACGCGACGAAGCCGGGCGCCCCGGUGGUGACGGUGCUCGACUUCCCGGAGGCGGUGGCCAGCCCGAGCGUGCUCUACUACCAGCCGCCGAUCAGCAGCGACUCCGAGUUCGAGAACCGAGAGCCGCCGCAGCCGGUCAUCCCGGCCGGCAUCGUGCAGUCGACCCAGCCGCAGGCCAACCAGCAGCUCUUCCUCAACUCCAAGGAGUCCGUCUACCUCCUCUCCAUCAAGGAGGACGUCAAGAGGGCCUAGGCCCCCGCCGAGGCUGGGAGAAGUGAUCUAUGGUCCCUCGGGCAAAUCCCUUCCGGGUAACCCUCGUCUGACAGAUUCGGAUCGCAAGACACUUAUUGACGUGUGUUCGAUGAGAACGAGUUAGAAAUCGAUAGAAGAGGAAGAAGAAGAAGAAAAAUAAGAAGAAGAAUAAGAGGAGGAGAGGGGGAAAGAGGAAGGAGAAGGAGAAAGGAGAGAAUAAUGCAUUUAUCUUACUAUUCUUCUACCUCGCGACGGUAAAACUCCCAAAUCACGAAUCUCGUUUGUUUUAAAAUCUCUGCUUCUGUUAUACUUUUUUAAAGGCGAGAAAAUCAGCAUUAUUGCUUGAAAUUUUCAUGACAGUCUUUAAGAAUUGAAAAGAUGAAUUGAGUAGUUUUCCAUUUAAGGAUUAAAAUAUGACAGGAAAUAAAUCGAGGUUCGAGGUGUGGGAGUGUCACCGUCGCUCUUCCUUUUCUUCUACCACCUCCUCUUCGUCUACAUUCUCCUCCUCCUUUUACUCUCUUCCUCCUCUUCCUCUUCUUCCUCUCCUUCUUCUCCAUCUUUCUCGUCGUCUUCGUCGUUUUUAUUUUUCUUCUUUUUCUCUUCCGUCUUUCUCGUCGUCGUCCUCUUCCUCUUCAUCUUCUUAUUUUUGUCGCCCGAUUUCUUGCGCCCCCUCAUUUGACAAAUAUUAGGAUGUGCUUCUUUUUUUUAAAAAAAAGUACUCUCAAGUACCCUAUUGCUUAAGCGCAGUUGAUGAUAGCAAACCUGAGGUGUAAAAUACCCGAGUCGGUCAGACUAGGGUUAAGUGAGAUCGAUAAGAGGUUUCAACGUACUUGUAGUUUGGAACUAUUGUCGAACUGGCAAAUAUACCAGUUAGCGAGGUUUGAAUAGACCCGGUUGUUUUUAAGUAAAGUGGUUCUACGUCACUUAUUUCGAGAUCAUGCGCUAGUCAAUCGGUCAAUUGAUGCUAUCUAGAUUUUAAGACAUUUUUCAAGAGAUAUGUAAAAUCUACAUUAAGCUGCAAUGCGUCGGACAUUCAUGUACAAGAUUUAAUCGAGAUUUACUUUGAAAUGGCUCCGGAUGCACGUCCUUAGCGAAUGUCGCAAAUCGAAGGACAAAGAAAAUUGCAAUAUUCGCUAGGAAAGUACAAUCGGAGUUAUUUCAGGGUAUAUCAACUUUUGAUUAUGAUUACCUAGCCCAACAUAGGACAAUGUGACUUUCAGGGUUUAUUGAUAAAUGUUUGAAAAUCCAGAAAUUAAUUAAUUGAUCAACACUCUUAAUAAAAACUCCGUAAAAAUGUGCCAUAUGAUUUGCUCGAGGGUAUUAAAGUCUGAGAAUGUGGAUGUAACUGUUAAAAUAAGGAUACCGGAGAAAGCCAAUGUAAUUCGUUCACCGGAUUAGUGCUUGUCAAAAUUUUAAAACUAUACGUGUUCUUGUCAUUUUUGGAGGAUGAAAUCAUAUGCCAUUGGAACUUACAUUCCUCCUUCACUUUCCACUAGUGUUCUUAGACCUACCACAUUUUUCAGUCAUUUCAAGUUCAUACAUCGGUAGUAUUCACAACUUUCGGUUUUUUGGGUAUUUAAAUUUUCCUCUACUUUUUUUUACGAAGAAGUAGAAAGUACGAAAAGCAGUUUUUUCGAUGUACGUUGAGAAAAAUACCGAAAAAUCUGUUGUUCGGAUUAACAAAAUUUAGUUUUUAUCUUUUUCAGUGUUGGUUUUGUAAAUUUCUAUACUGCCUGAAACAAUUGGACCUAUAUAUGAACACUUAUAUUGUAUACGAGCGGGCGAAUUUUAGUGCAUUCGUUCAAAACAUGUCAAAUAAUUUAGACAUUUACUUCAUCGCUACAUGAGUGAAUUGUAGACCAAUUUAGUAUUACCUACUUAGAAUAGACAGAAUAUAAAUACAAGAUCAUCUUCUCCCUAACCUUUCGGUGUAAUGUAGAUUCUACGGGUCUGGGGGAUGUGCCUUCCCCUGCCUCAGGGUAUCUCUAUAAGAUCAUCAACUAAUUACCUUUUACCUAAGAGGAGCGGGUAAUGCCCUACCUAUUUUAGUGUUCGUUUUUACUUUACUUCUUAGUCUUGUCAGUCCAACAAUACCAUUGAUAAAAUGUUAGACUACACUCGUGUACAGUUUAAGAUACAACUUCGUCCGAAGCAACGUGCUAGCUUUGAGUUUUUUUUCUCGAAUCAAAUCCAACAGGAUUUCAUUUCGAUGAAUAAAUUUUAUUGAGAAUAAUC
Bemisia tabaci is the source of this 3593-nucleotide messenger RNA. Lineage: Eukaryota; Metazoa; Arthropoda; Insecta; Hemiptera; Aleyrodidae. The record is from RefSeq and is a predicted model, not a curated record.